AUGUGCCUAGACGAGGCGCUCCAGGGCCCAGGCGGCGAUCCUCGGUCUCUGCCAAGCUCUAAUAGCAAUCCGACCAUGUGGUUCAACUUGAAGUUGCACGGCGUCUUGCGUAUUACAUCCGAGGGUGAACCCUUGAAAUAUUGGCGACAAGAAGCGAGGUUGGUUUUGAGGUGGAGGACAGCUGGUCUGAAAGGACAAUGUUCAGUGCAAGAAUGGAUGGAAAGAUGGCACCGACGAGACAAUCAAAAGAUUGUCCGCGAUAUCCGUCGUCUAUUGACAACGGUGUCCUCAAAGGUCCACGCGAAACGGCGACACAGCUUCUGUAACUCUCCCCGAAUACAAUUCGUACAUUCACCAGCACUCGACCUUCCAUAUUUACCAACAGAGAUAUGGCUCAUGAUUUUACGGGAAGCGACAACCAUGGAUUCAGACCCCCUCGAUAUCUCCCUCGGCCUCUCAUUUUUGGAAACCCCAUGCGAAGUCGCAGAGUACAACGCCGCCAUGAAAAUCAAGCGGGACCUUUCGCUUGUAAGCAAAGCGUGGAAUAAAUACCUGCAGGAGUACCUCUACGAGUUUGUUUGGAUCAGUCGAGCAAGCCAAGCAAAAGCCCUCGCGCUUACCUUGCUCACGCAAUUUAUAGAGGGCAAGCCCUCGAGCGGCCACUACAUCCGCCGAUUGCACAUGGAAACACCCGUCCUCAUGCGGUGCGCUACCGAUGAUAUCCGUACCAUUCUCGAUUACGCCCCCCAUCUCGUCAUCUAUUCUGAUCAUCACUCAGUGAGAUGCACGCGGUAUUCAGAGUUCAUUGACGUGCGCUGUUCGCCGGAACAGAUGGUUUCUGUUCUUGGCUCGAAUAGCAAGCUUCGCAGGCUUUCUCUUACCAACUACAGCGAUGAUCCCUUCCCGAAACACGUGUCUCCCCUCCUCCGGCGGACUGCUGCUCAUCUAGAAUAUCUAGAAUUGUCAUCAUCCAGCAUACCCCUCGUCUCUGGCCACCUCUUCGCGUCGAAAUCUCCCAUUGUUUCCCUUCCUGUACUUCAGUCCCUUAAGCUGACCCUCGAUAACACAACAUUCGCGGUACUUGCGGCAUGGGACAUGCCUAAUUUGCGAAAUGUAUCCGUAGUCUCUUCAGAUUUUGGCUACGCAGGCCCAGGGUUCGCUUAUUUCUUUGCCGCGCAUGGCAAAAAACUACACCAGCUGGAGCUGGGACACUCUUCUUCGCUCGUCGUCGAGCACUAUCUCUCACUUCGUCCUCGCCCUGUGCAACAAAUUCCGCUAGCAGAAUGGUGCCCCAACCUCAAAGAGUUCAUCUGUUCUGCGGAUGCAGAGUGGAACUGGCAGAGCCCAGAUUGGAUAGCGCCACAUGUCCUCCUUCCUGGGCACAAACACCUUGAAUUCAUCGGCAUUCGCGACAUUGACAAGCGUCUCAUGGAUGACGCAUCUGCUUUCCCUGCAGACGUGGAGGAUGAUGCUCCAUUUUUCCCAUUGGCGGAGCAAAUCUCGUCGCUACUCUUCAAUACUGCCUUCCCAUCUUUACGGUAUAUCCGUGACCUGAGCCGCGCAUCACACUCAAUGCGCGGCGGACAGCUUCCCGAGACGCGAAUCCUGAAGUUCUGGGCCAAGAUUCUUGCCCGUUGUGGUGAGCGGCAAGUCUGGCUUGAGGACUUCCGGGGUGUCAAUAUUACGUUGCGGGACCUCAAACGGGUGGGGCUGGAUCGCGUGGGAGGUACUGGCAGCCUCGUCUAG
Suillus paluster is the source of this 1746-nucleotide messenger RNA. RefSeq lists its product as uncharacterized. The record is from RefSeq and is a predicted model, not a curated record. NCBI's taxonomy places the organism in Eukaryota, Fungi, Basidiomycota, Agaricomycetes, Boletales, Suillaceae. Bases 1 to 1746 code for a protein of 581 amino acids. The transcript has 4 exons.